AUGGAGUUUGCGCUAGCUGAGACGCCUGAGAAGCUUCUUAACCUACUGAGUAGUUAUCGUUCGUCGAACUUCGACCGCAUCACAUUAUGUGGCGUUUUUGAAACUGUGCCAGAGCUGCAACGAACCCGAUUUUUGCGAACGUUGAAACGUAUACAGCACGUGAGCGGCACGACCCUUUUGGAAUUCAAUGCCUGUACAGCUGCACAUAUGGCAACUCAUGCAUGGACGAACAAUGAAACGGGCUUUACACUUCAAGAAACACUUGGCUACUCGGAUCACUACGAACGCACGUUUCUUGAAUGGAAUCGUCAAUUUCAAGCGCGAUGGGGACCACACAUCAUCGCUUCCCGAGUCCUUCAAACGCACGUGGGAGUUCUAUCUGCUGCACUCGGCUGCUUGCUACCGAUCUGGUGCACUUCAAGUCUUUCAAAUCAGAAUGAACUAAUUUAA
This is a messenger RNA of Plasmopara halstedii, 450 nucleotides long. RefSeq lists its product as uncharacterized. The coding region runs from base 1 to 450 and encodes 149 amino acids. The record is from RefSeq and is a predicted model, not a curated record. Lineage: Eukaryota; Oomycota; Peronosporomycetes; Peronosporales; Peronosporaceae. The transcript is spliced from 3 exons.